CCGAGGUUGGUGCAGCCUGGGGAGGACCGGCUUCCGGUCAAGGGUACUUAAGUAUCUGGUUUUCUGUCUUCUGUUCCGUUCUGUUUGCUCAUUCUGUGCCUCUAUCCUUCCUGCUGUCCUGCUCUUGAUCUUCUCCACCAUAUCCAUCAUGGGCGCGUCAAAAUCUCCCUCUACUACCGCAAUGAUCACUCCGCCGCCCUCGGCUGACAUCAUCCCCCGCGAUCCUCUCGGUGUCACCGACAUAUCCUCCCUCUUGCUGCCUCCUGCUUUCACUGUUGAUGCCGUCAAGCCAGAGGAUGUCGACAGCGCGCGGACAAAGGUCUCCACUCGAUCCGCAAAGUCCGCAAAGCUGCCCCCGCCGCCGAUGCGGUCGCGGCGCAUAAUUGAGAUGCAACCCGUUCUCCCCAAACCCGUCAAGACAAUCACAAAGACCACCGGCAGCGCGGCCGCCCCCACCAGCUCCUCCGCGACCGCGUUUACAUCUCCCGCCGCCAUCACACCCGCCGGCCCCGCCGCCGCGCCGAAAUCGAAGCGCAACGCAAACGGCACGACAGCCGCGACCCGCAAGACCGCGCGCAAGAUCGCGCACUCGGCGAUCGAGCGGCGGAGACGGUCAAAGAUGAACGAGGAGUUUGAGUCCUUGCGGAAUAUGGUCCCCGCGUGCCGCGUCGCGUCGCAGACGCACGGCGAGGCAAGCUUACACAAGCUUGGAAUCUUGCAGGCUACUGUCGAGUAUCUGCGCUACCUCGAAGGCUGCAUCGGGCAGCUGCAGUCGAGGGUUGAGUGUCUUGAAGCUGGUGGUGAUACUGAGGAUAAAGUAAGCCUGGACGAAGCUCCGUCCGGUAUCAAAGCGAUGGAGGACGAACUCUCGGACGACGACGAAGAAGAAGAGGACGAGGACGAGAACCAAGCUGCUAGACUUCCGAGCCCCGUUCAGUCACUUUUUCAUCACUCCUCUGUCUCGAGCAGCAGCUCGUACGCGGACGAGGUGGAGAUGGAGGAAGCGGGCAAGGAAGUUAGUCGUACGCUGUUGAUGCUGCGACAAGUCAGCGAUCCCUCUGUUCCCAGUCUCGCCAGCGGCGGUCGUGGUAUCCGGGUGUGUGACUUGUUGGGUUAGCCUUCUAAAUUUUUGUUUCGAGCAUGUUUUAAAGUGGAGCCUUCUGUUCUGGGUGGCCGGUCGGAGUCAUUUUGUUUUCUCGUUUGUCUCUUGUUUUUGGUUUUGGAUCGUUUAAGAAAUAUGCAGUAUAAAUCUGAAUUCAGUUUAACUGUAAUAUAUACCAAAUAUGAAAUUUUUAUACUAAACAGAAAAAGAA
This is a messenger RNA of Myxozyma melibiosi, 1313 nucleotides long. RefSeq lists its product as uncharacterized. Gene Ontology annotation, molecular function: protein dimerization activity. NCBI's taxonomy places the organism in Eukaryota, Fungi, Ascomycota, Lipomycetes, Lipomycetales, Lipomycetaceae. Bases 149 to 1117 code for a protein of 322 amino acids. The transcript has a single exon. The record is from RefSeq and is a predicted model, not a curated record.